Cladophialophora immunda is the source of this 1430-nucleotide messenger RNA. RefSeq lists its product as uncharacterized. The record is from RefSeq and is a predicted model, not a curated record. Bases 154 to 1116 code for a protein of 320 amino acids. Lineage: Eukaryota; Fungi; Ascomycota; Eurotiomycetes; Chaetothyriales; Herpotrichiellaceae. The transcript is spliced from 3 exons.
CUCGCGUCCAGCGAAUUACCAAGCCAUCCUUUGCCGCUUCUUAAAGGUUGCCAUCCCCCAGGCUGUGAUAAGUUACCACCACAUUUCUUUCCUUUUUUUACUGUUCUGCUGAUCAGCCGCUUGCAUCCAUUCGAAGUCACAUCACAUUCCGAUAUGCCUAGCUCUGCUGGAAAGGCUUACUAUCCUCAGCCGUUCGAUAAAAUUCGCUCGAGCCUGAAUACUAUCGGAGUAUUUGCUGUGCGGGAAGGCAUUGACGACUCUCCGACAAAGGACAUAUUGGAUGCUGUUGAACGAUUCAUAUCCAACGAGCAAGAUGACUCUAAGCAAUGUUUCGAAGAAUUACUGCCCCCAAUCUCCCGUCUUUACACCCAAUCUUAUCAACAACAUAUUUCAGAUGUUUUGUCCAAGACAGCAGAUGAACAACCCUCACCCCUUAUCUCCUGUACCCGUCCAAUGACCUAUGAGAAAUACACUUCUCGUUUCAGGACUAAUGUUGCCUUUCCGCGCGAGAUCUCAUCAGUCAAUCAGCGCGCAGAGGAUGAUCUUGACAAGCAAAAGAAUGAGGAUCUCGAUCGCCCAAAUACUAGUGUCUGCACGUCUUCUGGCAACGGUCUUCACUCCGACGCUAGCACCGAGCCUUCCUUAGUCAACGGAUGCGAUGGGAUAUUCUGCGAUCAUUGUCGGCGAUGGCAUAUUUUUGACCACAAUUACCAUAUGUACCUGGAGACUUUUACAGUCUAUGAGAGCAUUCAGUCUAUACCUCUGGAACGCGAGCUCAAGCUCGAUAUCUUACGACUAGUACAAAACAACAUCGCUCUGCACCCUUCCUUCAGAUUUCAGAACGACAUACUCAUGCUACCGCCUGCACCAACCGUGACACCACCUCAAAUGAUGCCUACACCAGCCAAGUCAACAAUUGAAAAAUUGAAGGAUGCUCAAAACAGUUUUGUGGAAAUAGCCGCUGUCUCGUCCAAUCUCGAAGUCUACUUGAAAUUCAUGGCAUCCGCCGAGUGCCACCCAACUUUUGGAUCCGCACUUAUGCCGCUUGUGACACCGCAUAUGUUGAGGAAUAUUACCCAGAAGGGACCUCUGUUCGGUGGUGAAGAAUAUGAAUAACAUUCCUGAUGGUUGAGACUUGGGUUGACAAUAGGACAGGCUCAGUGGGAGUGAGGCCCGAUAUAUGUGACUGCAAUCUGAUAUCUGCGUGGAGUUGCGAGGUGUUCUCUAGGACGCACAUACAAUUAACAAGGGUAACAUUCGUUCGCAAAUCAUCAAGGGCUAUCGUUGUCUCCUCGACCAGAGGAUCGUGUUACUUGAUUGCCAGGCAGGCCAUAAUAGAAUCAACCUGAUGCAAAGCGUUGAUUCCCGCUAGCUGAAUGAAGAUGAAGCCCGGACUAACGAAAAUUACCCUAGUCGAGGGCAUGUGCUUG